UUUUCAUAGUCUGUAAGGAAUUGUAUUUGAGCACAUUCCAAUUUUACUUCUUUUCAAGUUAGGAACAAAAAAAUCUAAAAGAUGCCGGCACAAAAGCCCCCUGAAAUCAAGUUUCCGAUGCAUAAUCUGCACUUGAAGCAAACGAUUGGCAACGUAAAAGUGGCUUGUACUCUAGCCUUGAUAGCCCCACUGAUUCUAUAUGUCUUCAAGAACAAUCCACGGAAAAGGAAGUACAGAAACUUCUAUUCCAAAUAUGAUCCUCUUGAUGCUUUUGACCGUAUGAUGAGUGGAGGCUACCUGUCUUCCUGUCCACCGGGUAGUGGUCCAAAAAAAGACGACAAGAAGGACAAAAAGAAGAAAUAGACCCUACCAAAAAUAUCUGAAAAUUACAAUAUAGAUGGAAGCAAACCGAACACAAAUCUGAAGCAACUUUAUAAAGCACACUAUGUUUUCCAAUAUUUACCAUGAAUCAUGACUGAAUGUUUUAAAUUAACCAGCUUAAUAUUUCGCAAGACUCCCGCUUAGCACUCAUUUUUAGACACCAGACUCUUAAAUGGAUUUCCAAAUUCGAAAGAUGUAAUGUUAUCUUUUACAGUUGUAGAUCCGUUAAUACAUGAACACGUAUUAAAAAACGGAGCAUUGCAAACUAUUUACUAACGUUAAAUAAACAAAUGAUUUAAACUUAAAAA
Messenger RNA from Drosophila ficusphila, 689 nucleotides. RefSeq lists its product as uncharacterized. The transcript has 2 exons. The record is from RefSeq and is a predicted model, not a curated record. The coding region runs from base 82 to 363 and encodes 93 amino acids. NCBI's taxonomy places the organism in Eukaryota, Metazoa, Arthropoda, Insecta, Diptera, Drosophilidae.